Messenger RNA from Dendrobium catenatum, 1013 nucleotides. Its product is annotated as 40S ribosomal protein S8. Gene Ontology annotation, molecular function: structural constituent of ribosome. The record is from RefSeq and is a predicted model, not a curated record. The coding region runs from base 154 to 828 and encodes 224 amino acids. Gene Ontology annotation, cellular component: ribosome; cytosolic small ribosomal subunit. The transcript is spliced from 5 exons. Lineage: Eukaryota; Viridiplantae; Streptophyta; Magnoliopsida; Asparagales; Orchidaceae. Gene Ontology annotation, biological process: maturation of SSU-rRNA from tricistronic rRNA transcript (SSU-rRNA, 5.8S rRNA, LSU-rRNA); translation.
GGCCGAACCGUAGAUCACAGAAGCGCUGGCUCUUUAAAUUGAUCCUAGGGUUUCAUCUUCUCUAGCUGACGCGAGGGUAAGAGAGACAAGGAGGCGGCUUAGGGGCCGAACGAGUGAGGAGGCAAUCGUCGUCAUUACUUUUGAUCGGCCAAAAUGGGUAUCUCUCGGGAUUCCUUGCAUAAGAAGCGCGCCACAGGCGGCAAAAAGAAGGCCUGGAGGAAGAAGAGAAAGUAUGAGCUAGGCCGGCAGCCAGCCAACACCAAACUUUCCAGCAACAAAACGGUCAGGAGGGUUCGAGUUCGAGGAGGCAACGUCAAGUGGAGGGCUCUCCGCUUGGACACAGGAAAUUACUCCUGGGGGAGCGAGGCUAUCACCCGCAAGACAAGAAUCCUCGAUGUGGUUUAUAAUGCCUCGAACAAUGAGCUCGUGAGGACGCAGACCCUCGUGAAGAGUGCUAUCGUGCAGGUUGAUGCCACCCCUUUCAAGCAGUGGUACCUCCAGCAUUAUGGAGUUGAACUUGGGAAGAAGAAGAAGGCCGCUGCCUCAUCUAAGAAGGAUGCACCUGAGGGACAAGAGGGUGAAGCCCAGCAGGAAGAGGUAAAAAAGAGUAGCCACGUCCAAAGGAAGUUGGAGAAAAGGCAGGAGGGCCGCAAGCUUGAUGCCCACAUUGAGGAGCAGUUUGGUGGUGGGCGUCUCCUGGCCUGUAUCUCCUCCCGCCCUGGCCAAUGUGGCAGAGCUGAUGGUUACAUUAUCGAAGGCAAGGAGCUGGAGUUCUACCUGAAGAAGAUCCAGAGGAAAAAAGGCAAGGGUGCCGGUGCAGCUGCCUGAGUAAACUCUUUAGAAGCUCAACUGAAGUACUAUUAUUUUCCUUUUUUAUGCCUCUAAGCUACUUUUCAACUGUUGCUGAAUCUUUAAACCAAAGGCUUCCUUCUGUUAUUUGUAGUAGCGGAUUUUGUUCUGUUCGAAUGGUGGUGAACUGAGGUUCUUAAUGCUUUGUUUUUUUGCUUAAUUUA